CGCAUGGUCAGUUCGAACGGUUUGACCUAUACAGGCUGCCGUAGGGAAACAAGGAAGUAGACAGAAUGAACAACAUAAAAACAGAACUGGCUCGUUAGCGGUGGUGACAGGUGACAGGUGCUGUUACUAAUAUGGUGCAGAACGUGUUUCGGAGCGGCUUUCUGGUCCGGGUCGCUCACACCCUGCUCACCUGGAUCAUAACUGUCAUUCUGUUCCUGCACAACACUAGUUUGCGGAGAUGUGAGGAGCAGGGAGAGCUGCUGCUGCCGGCUCUCUUCUUCUUGCUGGUCGUUCUGUCAGUGCUGUUGUACUUUGCCGUUUCCCUGAUGGACCCCGGCUUUGUGCUGACUGACACUGUCAAGGGCGCUCAGAGUCCAAAUGAAGAAAUGGAGGCGAUGAUCCCUCAGUCAUCGACCGCUCGUGUGAGGCGCUGUGGAUACUGCCUGCUGCAGCAGCCAAUGAGAGCGAAGCACUGCCACAUGUGUAAACGCUGCGUCCAUCGCUUCGACCACCACUGCCCGUGGAUUGAGAACUGCGUGGGAGAGAGGAACCACCGCUGGUUCAUCAUCUACCUGCUGGUGCAGCUGCUCACCCUGCUGUGGGGCCUUCACGUCGCUCUGUCGGGCAUUUCUCCUGCUCUUACGUGGGAGCAGUGGUUCAGGGUGAAUGGCUUUCUGCUGGCAGCGCUGUGCAUAGUCGGGAUUUUCUCUGUGGUUGUGGUGCUGCUGCUAGGCUCCCACUUGUACCUGAUCUCUAUCAAUUGCACCACCUGGGAGUUCAUGUCCCGCCACAGGAUCUCAUACCUGAAGACCUGCAAGGACGAGGAGAACCCGUUCGACCGUGGCAUCUUCUGCAACCUGUGGGAUUUCUUCUGCAUCUGCAGGACGGUGAUGUGGGAGAAGGUUUACCACAGAAACACGCUGAAUCCAGUCUGACCCCACAGAGGCUGGAGUCAACUAAUCUCUGACUGGUUUUGUAUUUUCACAAAGAUGAAGACAGGAGAAUGAGAAAGUGUUUUCUUUAAUUGUUUUAUCCAGAUACAGAAAUUAAAAGGAAACUUUUUGGACUGAAACAGCGGACCGUCUCAGGAGGAUUGUAAUCACUCUGGUGCUCCCAUCAGUUUCCUGUUCUUGGCUGGAAACUCUCUGACUUGUUUUCAUGUAACAAAUUAAUCCAAACCUCAGAGGUAUCUGCGUAGUGUUGCCUUAACACAAUCCCUUUACCCGUAUUUACAGUUAACAUUGAAACACGCGUUCAGUGUUGGUGUCUUACCGUGUGAUGCGCAACAGCUGACGUCACGGGUUUGCGUGUGGGGGUGCGUGUGUGUCACUGGCACCGUUUGAUUAUUCCAGCUACACUUUGAGAAGGUCAGCGGACGUAAAUAAAUAAAAAGAACCUGAUAUUCUGCACGCAGUCGUAACUGUUGAUAGUUUCAUAUCUCUUAAUAUGGAAAGGAUAACUGGAGUUAGACGUUGUUUCAGUCUCAGCACCUCGUUAGUGCUGCCUGUGAUUUUAUGAGCCAAAAGAUGCACUUACUGUUAACGGCACAUUAAAGGGCUCAUUUUUAUUCUUGGAUUCUAGACUAGCUUUCCAUGAUUCACGGCUCAAAAUAAUCCUUGGUACAGCCUCUCAGUUCAUUCUCUGUCUGAAACAAGCUGCUUUAGCUCCUCCCUCUUUAAACCAGCUGUCUUCUGUUUGGCUGUUAUCUGCAAACAGAAGGUUUGAACACCCAGUGGGCAGGGCUUCUAAGCUAAAAGACCAUAGGGUGUGUAUAGAAGUUGGAUUUAGUUGAUGUGAUGUGACCACUGGUUUGCAAAGGCUCGUCUUAAACACUUUCCCCCAUAAACAGGACAUCUGAAAACUUAAUUCCUGAACACUUAAUGAAGAGUUAUUCUUCGUCUGUCUAUCGUCUUUGCUUGUUGAAACCAGACACCAGUUACAAAGCAAACCACGCUGCAUCAUCAUCAUCAUAUAUGAGGGAUAUACAAACUCUGACAUCACAUGAAUCCAAGAACAGAAGAAAAGCUUGAAUCUGAGCAUUAAGAGCAGUCUGAAAUCUCAGCUUUUGGCUCUCAGUUAUAUUUGACUCUUCAGUCAGAAAAAGGGAAAGAGGGGAAAAGCAGAUCCAUGUUAAGUAUUUCUGAAUGUCAAACUGAGCUUUCUUGCCUUGAAGUUUGGUGGUGUUUAAAAUGUCAAACAGUAUACAAGUGGCACAUAAGUUGUUGGGUUUUUUUUUUUUUUUUUUUAAGUUGAACAAAAGAAAAGAUAAAAAUAAGCACUACAUGUGAUUGAAACACUCAGGUUUGGUCACUGCUCUCUGUAAAGCAGGGUUGUCAAACAUAAGGCCUGGGGUCCAGAAUUGGCUCGGCAAAGACUCCAAUCUGGUCCAUGUGUGAAAUUCGUAAUGCUGACAGAAGGGAGCGUUUAAAGUUUAAAUAAGUUUGACAUCCCUGCUGUGAAGGUUUCUGUUGUUAAGUGAUGAGAGUGGUGACCCCACAUUAUUUACACUAACUGCCUUUAAACCUGCUGAUGUUUGGUACCUGCCUGUAAACUGAUGUCAGUAAGUUCAUUUUUUACCAAGUUCUUACUGUAAUGUUCUGUUUGUAUUUAUUGACAACAAAGAGUACAUUAAAACACGGAUGAUAUGCA
Messenger RNA from Oreochromis aureus, 2649 nucleotides. It is a transcript of the gene zdhhc12a, whose product is annotated as zinc finger DHHC-type palmitoyltransferase 12a. Gene Ontology annotation, biological process: protein targeting to membrane; peptidyl-L-cysteine S-palmitoylation. Gene Ontology annotation, cellular component: Golgi apparatus; endoplasmic reticulum. Lineage: Eukaryota; Metazoa; Chordata; Actinopteri; Cichliformes; Cichlidae. Bases 132 to 935 code for a protein of 267 amino acids. The record is from RefSeq and is a predicted model, not a curated record. Gene Ontology annotation, molecular function: protein-cysteine S-palmitoyltransferase activity. The transcript has 6 exons.